AUGAAGUCUGUAAUUAAAAUGAGUGCAUUUCAUCCUCUUAAUUCUGUACUUCUUAGUUCGGAGAAAGAUGGUGAACAGAAAGGCUGUAAUGAGUUGUCCAUUACUCUUCCUGUCUUACUUAGUGAAGGUGAAAUGUUUGGAUCUGCUUCAAAACGUUUAGGAUUGUAUCAUAAUACAAAUAAACGUUUGGCGCCAAAGCUAAAUCCGGUAAUUUCUUUAAGGCUUUUGGAUUCCAGUUAA
Heterobilharzia americana is the source of this 240-nucleotide messenger RNA. NCBI's taxonomy places the organism in Eukaryota, Metazoa, Platyhelminthes, Trematoda, Strigeidida, Schistosomatidae. The record is from the annotation of a GenBank genome assembly.